AUGAAAGGAGUCAACCAAACCAGCAGUGUGUCCGAGUUCAUCCUCCUGGGACUCUCCUCCCGGCCUGAGGACCAGAAACCACUCUUUGCUCUGUUUCUCAUCAUGUAUGUGGUCACCGUGGUAGGGAACUUUCUCAUCAUCCUGGCCAUCCGCUCUGACCUUCAGCUCCAGACUCCCAUGUAUUUCUUCCUCACCAUCCUAUCCUUCAUUGACGUUUGCUACACAACAACCAUCGUUCCCAAGAUGCUGGUGAACUUCCUGUCCGAGCGGAAGUCCAUCUCCUAUGCUGGGUGUAUGACUCAGAUGUAUUUCUUCUUGGCUUUUGCCAACACAGAAAGUUACCUCCUGGCCGCCAUGGCCAUUGACCGCUAUGUGGCCAUCUGUGACCCCUUCCACUAUAUCACCAUUAUGAGCCCCCGCCGCUGCGUCCUGCUGCUCAUUUUCUCCUGCUCCAUUUCUCACCUCCAUUCUCUCUUACUAGUUCUUCUGAUAAAUCGUCUUCUCUUUUGUGACUCCAAUGUUAUCCACCACUUCCUCUGUGACAUCAACCCUCUGCUAAAACUGUCCUGCUCCUCCACAUUUGUCAAUGAAACUGUAAUUAACACGGAAGGAUUGAUAACCUUGGUGACUCCUUUCAUAUGCGUUAUCAUCUCUUACCUACGAAUCCUCGUGGCUGUUCUUAAGAUCCCCUCAGCUGCUGGCAAACACAAAGCCUUCUCUACCUGUGGAUCCCACCUCACCAUGGUGACCCUCUUUUAUGGGAGCAUUAUUUAUGUUUACUUCCGACCCCUGUCCAGCUAUACCAUUAAGGACCGAGUGGCAACAGUCAUCUACACAGUCUUGUCCUCCAUGCUAAACCCGUUUAUCUACAGCCUGAGAAACAAAGACAUGAAGCGGGGCUUGAGGAAGCUCAUGGGUAGAAGGCCAUCCUAG
Messenger RNA from Tupaia belangeri chinensis (Chinese tree shrew), 933 nucleotides. Its product is annotated as olfactory receptor 1L1. The transcript has a single exon. The coding region runs from base 1 to 933 and encodes 310 amino acids. Gene Ontology annotation, cellular component: membrane. Lineage: Eukaryota; Metazoa; Chordata; Mammalia; Scandentia; Tupaiidae. Gene Ontology annotation, molecular function: olfactory receptor activity; G protein-coupled receptor activity. The record is from RefSeq and is a predicted model, not a curated record. Gene Ontology annotation, biological process: G protein-coupled receptor signaling pathway.